ACAAGUACUCUUUUAAAGAAACUUAUUUCCAUGAAGUUUAAGGGCAAGGAAAACAUAAGGGAGUACAUUAUGGAAAUGUCUCACCUUGCUUCAAAGUUGAAGGCACUAAAGCUUGAGCUUUCGGAUGACUUGCUUGUGCAUUUAGUGCUUAUCUCUCUUCCUCCACAAUUCAGUCAAUUUAAAGUCAGUUACAACUGCCAAAGGGAGAAAUGGACUCUUAAUGAGCUCAUUUCAUUUUGUGUUCAAGAGGAAGAAAGAUUGAAGCAAGAGAAGACUGAAAGUGCUCAUUUGGCAAGCACCUCUAAAGAUAAGGGCAAGAAAAGAAAGAAUGAGGCUGCUAAGGAUAAAGGUCCUGCUCAUAAGAAACAAACUCAAGCCAAUAAUGAUGAUGCUUGUUACUUUUGUAACAUGAAAGGACACAUGAAGAAGGAAUGUGCUAAGUAUAUUGCAUGGCGAGCAAAGAAAGGGUUGCCUGAGUUACCGAAAGCCAAAUGAUGCUGAAAGAAGCAUUUAUGUGGGAGAUGGCAAGUCGGUAAAUGUAGAAGCAAUAGGGCAUUUUAGGUUGUUGUUAAGUACUGGUUACUAUUUGGACUUAAUAGAUACUUUUGUUGUACCGUCUUUUAGACGGAAUUUGGUUUCUGUUUCUUGUUUGGACAAAUUGGGUUAUUAUUGUUCAUUU
Cannabis sativa is the source of this 679-nucleotide messenger RNA. RefSeq lists its product as uncharacterized. The transcript has 2 exons. Gene Ontology annotation, molecular function: nucleic acid binding; zinc ion binding. The coding region runs from base 31 to 495 and encodes 154 amino acids. Lineage: Eukaryota; Viridiplantae; Streptophyta; Magnoliopsida; Rosales; Cannabaceae. The record is from RefSeq and is a predicted model, not a curated record.